AGAAUAAUUAUACCAGACUCCCAAUUGCCGACCAUAUUCGACAGGGCACAAUAGCCUCACAUCUACUUCGCCACUGCUAUAGUCCGACAAUAGCUUGAGGAGCUACAUAUAACUGAUCAACUAUCGACAUUUAUUAUUACUAUUGUCGUUGUUUUCUUCUUUAGUCUUUUUUGAUAUUUACCAAUCCGACGCCGGACGCAAUGGCACAACACGCCUUCAGCCAGUUUGGUGGCGGCCAGAACGCUGGCGGCGCCAACGGCAGUGUCGACCCGAACGAUCUAGCGAUGUCCGGGACAUACGCAGCCUCAUACUCGAACAAUUUCAAUGGAAAUAAUAAUUCCUCCAAUUUCUUCGGCGAUGACGAGUUGCUCGACACCCUCGGUAGCCCGACGGAUCCUAUGUCCAACCAACCCGGUAUGCACAAUCAAGGCCAGGAUUUCGGUGGCAUGAACGAGAUGAACAUGGGUUUUCCGCAUGGCAUGUAUCCAUCACAUCAAGGAAGCCACGGCCUGCCCAUGGAGCAAAACCACAUGAACGGUUAUUCCAACACGCCGGAUGGCGAUCCUAUCCAGAGCCCGUUCGUCCAUAGCUUCAACCAAGCGCAAUUCCAUCAGAUGCAGCAACAACAUCAACAACCAUUUGGAAACUCUCUUCAAUCGCCCAUAUCAUAUUCUGGCUCUCCUUUGACCGGUUCCGAUCCGAACAAUGAAAGUAGUGAUCCCAAUUACCUAAACGCCAAGUCCCGCCCUCAGCUCUCCAACAUGCAGCGCAAAUCAUCGAGUACCCGAAGCCCGCUUACACCCAAGACUGCCGCCAUGUCCACAUUAUCCGUGAACUCCCGGGAACAAUCAGGAUUUGGCGCCCAGCCAAUUCGAACUACCAACGGCCAUCACGAGAAGUCACCUUCGGGCCAAUGGAUACACACUCCCAACAGCCUUUCUUCCUUCCCCGGAUCAGGCUUCUCCUCACCUAUGCAACACGGUAUGCAAAACCCGCAGAUUGCGGAUGUGCUACUUAAGGGCGGCACUUCUAUGCCUACCAAAUUAAAUACGCCACCGAAUGCAGUUUCGUCGCAAGAGAUGAAGAGGAAGCGACGUCGCGAAUCACAUAACCUUGUUGAGCGACGGCGCCGGGACAAUAUCAACGAGAGGAUCCAAGAUCUAAGCAAACUCGUUCCAACGCAUCGAUUGGAAGACGAGAAAAUUAGGAAGCUCAUACAAAAUGGCACGCCAUUAUCUCCUAGCCUAACCGGAAUGUCUCACCCAGCGCAGGCCACCUCGGGAUUAGCCGGUCCAGGCGCAAAGCGAGCUACUGGGGUGGGCAACAUUACCACCGGCCUUCCUCUCGAAGAGAAGGACAAGGGCCCCAACAAGGGGGAUAUCCUCAACGGGGCGGUUAGCUGGACAAGAGACUUGAUGUGGAUGCUGCACCUUAAGCUCCAGCAACAAGAAGAACUUAUCAACACCAUCGUAGAACUCGGUGGCAAUGUCCCACUUGGACUCACGGAUGAUGAGAAGCGAAUGCAAACGGAAUUGAUGGAAGCAAUGGCCAAGAACGGCCCGCAUACCUUUUCAUACUCUCGCUUUGCUGGAUCGGGUCUGCGAGUGCCUCAGCACACCGACUACAGAGGGGACUCCUUGAACGGGUCAGACAGUGCGAUCGCCGCUACCUCCGUGAGCCCCGAUGGUCGAGAUGGCGUAGAUCUUGCAGCGGAUAUGGGCGAUGCCGGCCAGUUCUGGAAUGAUCCGGAUGAUGACGACAGCGGCCCCGCGUCGAUUAACUUCAAGGAAGAGGAUGAAUUCGGGAUGGAUCUCUCACACGAUUAGUGAUCUUUGGGCGUUUUAUACCCCUUGCAUCAUCACAGCAUUUUCUGGUGUUAGUCAAGCCUUUGAUUGCUCAUUCGAUUUUUACUCGUUUGGUCAUUGAGCAUCAUCGCCAUCAUCACAUUUGAGUUCGGGUCUUCGGGCAUUUUAGUCAGGGAAAGGAUUCACUACUGCAUAUGGCGGCCGUUUUGGGUGGAAUGGACUGGCGUUCUAUCUUACAUACCCCACGAGACGGUGGGAAACCGGCUCGGGGCAGCCGGGGGUGGUCUAUCAUUUUCAUGGGUUUUGUGUCCGGGACAUCCGGAACAAUGGAAGGCUCUUUCGCUUGUUUCUUACACACCUUUCCCAUGUCGUUUCACAUUGUCUUGUCUCUUUUUUCUAUGUUCCUUUAGCAUCAAUCAUCUACGGGCUGGGUCUGAUUUUCCUUCCAAUGAUACCUCGAGGGCUGCGGAGUUGGGGGAGGGAGGAACCAUGUUUCCGAAAUUGCAUUCCUUUUCUUUUCCUUUUUUUUUUUUUUUUUUUUUUUU
This is a messenger RNA of Daldinia decipiens, 2350 nucleotides long. RefSeq lists its product as uncharacterized. Bases 201 to 1826 code for a protein of 541 amino acids. Gene Ontology annotation, biological process: regulation of transcription by RNA polymerase II. Lineage: Eukaryota; Fungi; Ascomycota; Sordariomycetes; Xylariales; Hypoxylaceae. The transcript has a single exon. The record is from RefSeq and is a predicted model, not a curated record. Gene Ontology annotation, molecular function: protein dimerization activity; RNA polymerase II cis-regulatory region sequence-specific DNA binding; DNA-binding transcription factor activity, RNA polymerase II-specific.